Cajanus cajan (pigeon pea) is the source of this 1171-nucleotide messenger RNA. Its product is annotated as toll/interleukin-1 receptor-like protein. Lineage: Eukaryota; Viridiplantae; Streptophyta; Magnoliopsida; Fabales; Fabaceae. The record is from RefSeq and is a predicted model, not a curated record. Gene Ontology annotation, biological process: signal transduction.
AGUCCCAAUGCUCUAUAUCUAAUUUGUUGUGUGAGCCAGUCAUUCGCUGAAAGAAAGCUAAUAGUCUUGCAAUAAUUUUCUUGCGGUGCUACUAUAAUACAAUCAUGGCAAAUCAAGUUGAUGUGUCUGAAAGCCAUUGUUCGUACCAGGUUUUCCUCAGUUUUAGGGGCAAAGAUACUCGUCACACUUUUACUUAUCAUCUCUAUGAUGCUUUGCGCCGAAAGGGAAUUAUGACCAUCAUGGAUGAUGAGGAACUGAAGGUUGGAGAUCAACUUGCUCCUGUGCUUCUUAAAGCCAUUGAAGAAUCAAGGAUCUCGAUUGUUGUCUUCUCUGAAAAUUAUGCAGAAUCUUCUUGGUGCCUUGAUGAACUUGUCAAGAUCCACGACUGUAUCAAGUCAAAAGAGCAGCAUGUUUGGCCCAUCUUCUACAAAGUGGAUCCCUCGGAUGUGCGGUAUCAGAAAGGAAGUUAUGCUGAGGCCAUGACUAAGCAUGAAUCAAGGUUUGGGAAAGACUCGGAGAAUGUGCACAAAUGGAGAUUAGCCUUGACUUACAUAGCUAACUUGAAAGGAGAACAUUUGAAAUCUGAAGUAGGGGCAUAACUUGGGCUGUGGUUAUCCAAAUGGUGCAAACUCGGUGGCCUUGGAAAACUAAGACAAAUAUCUAAAAAUUACCCAGAAAUAGCCGUUGGCCAAUUCGAUCAUCUAGAAGGUCAUAAUCGGUGGUCAAAAAUCGGUGCGAAAAAUAUGGCAUCCAACUCAUCCCACCAACAACACCAACUUAUCCCAUUUCGUUUUGUCUUAACUUUUCCCCAUUAUUUUAUAUUUUUUAUGUGUUAUAUGAAGGCUAUAAAUAGGCCUUCACUCUUCCAUUGCAAAAUGUCCCAAACAUCUUCAAAUAAGUUACUCUUGGGUGUUCUUCUACCUCCCUUUCUUCUUAAUCUUUCUUUUUAUUUAAUGUUAUAAUAUCUUUUAAUUUCAUGGAUAGUUAAAGUUUCUAAUUCAGCUUGUGGUAAAAAAAAAAAAAAUUUUGAACUGCAUGGUUGUAAAUAAAGAAAGAAUAAAAGUGUUGAUGAAGGAGUUGAAGCAUCAUUUGAUUCUUACAAUUUAAAUUCAUUCCUCAUUACUCUCUUAUUCCUUAGGAUUUUAGCCAACACAAUCAUUAAUUUAUCCUU